UUCAUGGACACCGUGCACCGCUGGUUCAUGCUCAUGGACGUGAGCAAUUGUACCCAGCACAUACACCAGAACAAUGCCGAUUGCAAGCAGUUCGAAUUUACAAGCGAUGAACGGUUAAUCUGGCUUGAAACAAGCUUCCUCGACUACCUGGCCGAUCUCAAAAGCCAGUGCCUGGCGAAGAACUUCUUAACCAAGGAGACUUACGAAGGCCUGGUGAUGACAACUCGUUCAAAUGUUGAGUGCAUUCGAUAUCUUCUUGAAGAGAUGCGCUUUCACUUUGUUUUAACGAGAAAAAUGUCGUCUGACCCAAUCGAGUCGUUUUUUGGCUGGCUGAGGAAGUCAGCAGGGUCAAAUGAUCAAACGGAUGCCCGAGCUGUUCUGUCAGGUAUUGAGAAGACUCUGAAGACUGGCAUCGCGUCGGCGGCUGGUACGAGCAACGUAAUGGCAGCAGAAGGCAGCGAUUACUUGUCAACGCUGCCGCAACAGAAAAACACAAGGGAAGGAACCAGCGAGGAAUUCCCUGCAGAUGCAUGUAGAGAGCUCACAGAGCGACUCAAGCGAGGACAGCCUCUGCUUCCUACUCCAGAUGUCGCAGCAUUGGCUAUGGUCGGCGGCUACUUGGCAAGAGUUGUACAAGAAAAUAUCAAUUGCGAGGAGUGCGUCAGCCUGUUAAAAAAGCCAAACGCCUCGGCGCCCUCGGACUCGCUGAUAAAGCACCAAGACCGCGGUGGACUCAUCUACCCAUCGGGACAACUUUUAGCGGUUCUCUACGCAUUAGAGAAAUUUAUCGGCGUUCUUCUCGCAAGAAGAAGGCACAUGAAUCAGCCUUUGAAGGAGGCUGUGAGUAAUGCCGCUGCAAUACUCCGCGAGCACAAAACUUUGAUGUGCUCGACGCCAGGACACCAAGAGAACCUGCUGCAACUGUUGCUGACAAAGUUUUUUCGCCCAAUAUUCACAAAUUUUGCAAUGAAGGCGACAGACAAACACGACAUGGCUAAAGUGUUUGAAAUAAAACCGCUGUCACGAAAGACCCUCAAACUGUGAGCUUUGAUCUCACAGUUCGGCGCUUUUUGGUGAAGGGCUGGCUCUCCACAACAUGUUUUGUGUUGCUUACUUCCACUGUACAUUGUGUACGAACAUCAAUUUAACGUGCGAUUAUAUUUUAUAAUUCCAUCUCAAAUACGAACGCCAAACUUGUCUCCACGAGCGCGUGCGCAAGCGGCGGCGUCGCGUCGUCUGCUCUGGGACAGGGUAUGGGAAGGCAGCGUGGUCUGGUGGCGGGCGCAUGAACUAGGCGGUACGGACGGCGCGCUUUGUUCCCCCACUCAGUGAGCGGGCAUGAAAAAAUAUAGGAGGCUAUGGGCGAGUCUGCCCGUCCCGCGCUUUUCCAACUGUGGUUUCCAUCCCCGUCGACGCCCCCGGGCACGGGAAACAGCCGACCACCCCGAAGCGUCGUCACUGGGUUUCUUUCAGGAACCGAACGGAGGGAGCGGGGUCCUUUCUCUCGCGC
Molecule: messenger RNA, 1510 nt
Organism: Dermacentor albipictus
Lineage: Eukaryota; Metazoa; Arthropoda; Arachnida; Ixodida; Ixodidae
Source: RefSeq, a predicted model, not a curated record